Alternaria atra is the source of this 639-nucleotide messenger RNA. RefSeq lists its product as uncharacterized. The coding region runs from base 1 to 639 and encodes 212 amino acids. The transcript has a single exon. The record is from RefSeq and is a predicted model, not a curated record. NCBI's taxonomy places the organism in Eukaryota, Fungi, Ascomycota, Dothideomycetes, Pleosporales, Pleosporaceae.
AUGACAGUAACACAAAUAAUCCACUUCCGCGCGCCCUCGGCCUCAGAAGCCGACUCACAAGCCCACACGGCCGUUAAAGCCCUCAAAGGCGCCAAAGCCCCCGAAAAUUACGUUCUAGGCACCCAGAUCCAGGACAAGCGUAAUCUGCAACUGACUUCGGAAUGGCACGACCCCAAAGCCGAGUCCUCAAAAGAAGCGGACAAAUACCGCGAAACCGUCAUCAAAACUCUCGGGAACCCUGAGAAGAUGUUUCACGUUUCAUUCAAAGAUGGAGACUCGGCUUUUGAUAACGGUGGCCCGUUAUCCUCGCCCUUGGUCGAGUUCGUGCAGAUCUACUUCCCAGCCAGCAAAGUCACAGAAGACUUCCGGAGUAAGAUUGAAAAGGAGUUCAAGAAGUUCGACGAUAUGUGUGCGAAGGUCGUCAAGGGUAAUGGUGGUUUAGCGUAUGGAUGGGUGCUGGAAGAGCAGGAGCACAAGGAUGUGAAGGAGAAGGCGAAGUGCUUUUUCGUGUCCAGAGGGUGGGAGGGCAUGCAGUAUUUUGAGGAUGUGAUAAAGACGGAGGAGUACAAGGAGGCUGUGCAAAUCCUGCUGGGGUGGCAGGCGCCGUGGGAUAUGUGGCAUGUCAAGAGGGAGUUUUAA